AUGAUGAAAGAGUUCCCAGAUGUGAAAGAGAAGGAAGAAAUGCGAAAGAUCGUCGGAAGAUACGGAAUCACCGGAAGAGAGCAAGUGUGCCCGAUGAAGCAGCUUUCGGACGGACAACGUUGUCGUGUCUCGUUCGCCUGGUUGGCUUGGCAACAACCACAUCUUCUGCUUCUUGACGAGCCGACCAAUCACUUGGAUAUGGAAUCGAUCGAUGCUCUUGCGGAGGCAAUCAACUGUUUCCCAGGAGGAAUGAUCCUAGUGUCUCACGAUUUUCGACUUGUUUCUCAGGUGAGCAGAAUUUAGGAAAACGGGAAUACUGAAAGAAAAAAAAAACGUUUUUUAAGGUGGCUGAACAAGUGUGGGUGUGCGACAAUCAGGGCAUUCAGAAGUGGGAGGGAGACAUCUUCUCUUUCAAACAACACCUUCGGAAGCAGAUCGACAAGGAUGUCAGCAAUCGCGAGAAGGGAGUCGUCAAGGAACGUUAA
Messenger RNA from Caenorhabditis sp. 36 PRJEB53466, 485 nucleotides. The record is from the annotation of a GenBank genome assembly. Lineage: Eukaryota; Metazoa; Nematoda; Chromadorea; Rhabditida; Rhabditidae.